CGCAUGCGCGCAACGCAGUGCUCGUCAGUCAGAGAGCCGCAGAAAUGAAGCCCCCCAUCUCUUUCCGGUUGUGUUAGUCGUGUCACAGGUAACGUUUUGGAAAGUUCAGGAAAACGACGAAAAAAAACAAUCGCUCACACUAUAACAGCUGGCGCACCAGCACGGUGAUCCCUGACCAAUCAGGACGGGCGGAAACACGGCUAUUAAAGAGUGAUGCAGGUGGAUCGCGGUUGGACAGAGGUUUUUAAUGACCCGCCCCGUGAGGACAUGCACGGAGAGGAGACGUCAAAUCAGGUGAAGAGUUCCGGUCCCUCUGCACCCCGAUCCCAACCGCUGACCAUCAGGAACAGCUACAGCUCCAAAGGAGAUUUCAGACCUUCGUCGAUGCCGUCCAUUCCCAAUCCAUUCCCUGAACUGUGCAGCCCCUCACACUCUCCGGUUCGGGUCGGCUCGCUGGUGGGAAGCGCCACGGCCACUGAUGAAGACACGCACGUGGUAAGGGUGUUCGGCGAAGACACACACAGCCGGUCUGUGGUGGUGUCGUCGAUGGCGACGGCGCGAGACGUCUGCCACAUCCUGGUGGAGUCCACGCACUGUACGGACGAGGAGAACUGGGCUCUCCUCGAGCAGCACCCUUCACUGUUGCUCGAACGCUGCCUCGAGGACCACGAGGUGGUGUCUCAGGUGCAGUCCUCUUGGCCGCAGGACGGCGACACCAAGCUGCUGUUCCGCAAAAACUACGCCAAGUACGAGUUCUUCAAGAAGCCAGCGCAAUAUUUCCCCGAGAACAUGAUUUCGGACUGCACGGACGUCAAGACAGGGAUGACCCCGUCGCAGCUCGUGCAGAGCAUGCUGAAGUGCGGCUCGUGUCCAGAGAUCCAGGGCUACCUUCACGUACGCGAAGCAGGGAAGAAGUCGUGGAAGAAACUGUACUUCGUUUUGAGACGAUCCGGACUCUAUUGCUCCACAAAGGGCUCCUCUAAGGAGCCUCGACACCUGCAGUGCGUAGCCGAUCUCGCGGACGUCAGCGUGUAUACAGUUGGCAACAGUCGUAAACUCUACAACUCGCCCAAAGGCCACACGUUUUGCAUGAAGACUAGCAGGGGCAAAUUCCAUUCGCAGGAGCUUAAACUGUUGUGCGCAGACAGUGAGCAGAGUAAAACCUGCUGGGUUACGGCAUUCAGACUGUUCAAGAAUGGGAAGCAGCUUCAGUGUAAUUACCUUUUGGCACAGGCGAAUCCGAACCUACAGAUCCCCCCACGCAAUAACACCAAGCGAGCAGACGGAGAGGAGUCGAUGGUAGCCAUGGAUUUUUCAGGGAAGAGCGGCGGCCGCGUGAUCCUCAACCCGCGAGAGGCAGAGAGCGCCGAGCAGGAGGAGGGAUAUAACUGGAGGAAGAGAGAGGCGCUACGCUACAGCCUACCAAACAGCAGUCAUGGAUCACGCCCCCCAGCCGUGCAUCAGACUCAGCCCUGGUUCCAUGGCGGCGUUUCCCGGUCUGAAGCCCAGCAGCUGCUGGAGGAACAGGGGCAGGUAGAUGGGCUGUUUUUGAUUCGGGACAGUCAGCUGCAUGCUCAGUGUUUUGUCUUGUCUCUGUGUCAUCAGCGGAAGAUCAAACACUACCUACUUAUUCCCUGCGAGGACGGCGGGAGGCAGUACUACACGAUGGACGACGGUGAAACCCUGUUCAUCGACCUCUUACAGCUGGUGGAGUUCCACCAGAUCAACCGCGGCAUCCUCCCCGUGUGCCUCAAACACCCGUGCAUACGCGUCGCUCUCUGAGCCCUAAACCCUGCGCCCCCACACUCACCGUACCCACUGUGUCUACACCAUUCCAAACCGCACAAAACGUCUACAUGAACCGGCACAGAGCCACCACGCAAAUCGUCCCCGUUCACGUCUUCAGAAACUUUUGUGCAUCUGUAAUUGAUGAAGAAUUUUGCACGUUUUAUGUUGUUGUUGUUGUUGUUGUUGUUGUUGUUUCGGUUUGUUUUUGCAGGAUAUUAUUUAUGACUUCACGCGACAUGUCGAUGUUCACUUGUACCACCCCCUUGUUCUACAGGCGGCUAUUUAAUACACUUUAUUUCUCUCAUGGCGUGGAAUAAACUCUUCUGUAUACUCA
Silurus meridionalis is the source of this 2122-nucleotide messenger RNA. RefSeq names its product growth factor receptor bound protein 7 (gene grb7). The record is from RefSeq and is a predicted model, not a curated record. Lineage: Eukaryota; Metazoa; Chordata; Actinopteri; Siluriformes; Siluridae. The coding region runs from base 214 to 1782 and encodes 522 amino acids. Gene Ontology annotation, biological process: signal transduction. The transcript has 16 exons.